AUGGCUUCGUCUCAGAGCCGGAUCGCUGAGCUGGCGACCACUGUGGCACACCACACGCAACGAGUGGACGGUUAUCUUGCAGAGAAAGGUUUACCAUACCCAUCAUUCGAAGCUGAUGGUCCUGUGGACCUGGAGCUGCCACCAGAAAUUGAAGAAUCUCGCAACAUAGUCCUCGAAGCAAGUCAAGAGCUCAAUGACCUGCUCCAAGGACCGCGGGAUUUACUAUUCAAUCAUCAACAUAACCAACUGGCGUAUCUAAAGUUGAUAUCACGCUUCGAUCUCGCCAACAAAGUACCGUUAAAUGGGGAAAUCAUGUUCGCCGAUCUGGCCGCUGCUGUCGGCAUUGAUCGUGCUGCACUUACUUCUAUUCUUCGACUUGGUAUCGCGUACCGCAUCUUUAAAGAGUCUCGUCCGGGAGUGAUCGCCCAUUCUGCAGCUUCCAGACAAAUUGCAGAGGACAGCCGUGUCGCCAGUUGGGUCGGAGCCAAUGUAGACGAUAUGUGGCCCGCGGCUGAGAAAGUUGUCGAUGCUCUUGUGAAAUGGCCUCUUGCGGCAGAGGCAAACCAGACUGGUUUCUCACUUGCGAACGAGACAGAUCAGUCGUUUUACUCUGAGCUAGAAAAAGACCCCGAUCGAGCACGCCGUUUUGGUGGUGCUAUGAGCUUCUUCACCACAGGCGACGGAUACUCCCUUCGUCACUUAAUCGACGGAUAUGACUGGGGUUCAAUAAGUUCCGGGGGCACCGUCAUUGACCUAGGUGGAUCCCAUGGCGAUGCAGCGUUUGCUUUGGCUCGUAAAUACCCCGGCCUUCAUUUCAUUGUCCAAGAGCUACCCCAGGUUGUCGCAAAUUCCAAGGAAGAGGAGGGUCUUGAUGCGAAAUUCAUGGUUCAUGACUUCUUCGAGGAGCAGCCUGUGCACGGUGCUGAUGUCUAUCUCUUUCGCUGGACAUUGCAUAACUGGCCCGACAAGUAUUGUAUCAAGGCACUCAGGGCUUUGAUACCUGCUCUCAAGCCGGGUGCGCGUGUCCUGAUCUCAGAUUUCGUCAUGCCGCCUCCUGGUGUACUGCCUAAUAUUCUUGAGCGAAAGUUGAGAGCUAUGGAUGUAACAAUGUUGGAAAUUGGCAAUGCGAGAGAACGCGAUCUUGACGAGUGGAUUAGUCUGUUUGGACAGGCUGAUCCAAGAUUCAUCUUCAAAGGCAUGAAACAACCACCAGGAUCAAGACUAGCGAUUCUGGAGAUAGCGUGGGAGAAGUAG
Messenger RNA from Talaromyces marneffei, 1254 nucleotides. RefSeq lists its product as uncharacterized. The record is from RefSeq and is a predicted model, not a curated record. Lineage: Eukaryota; Fungi; Ascomycota; Eurotiomycetes; Eurotiales; Trichocomaceae. Bases 1 to 1254 code for a protein of 417 amino acids. The transcript has 3 exons. Gene Ontology annotation, molecular function: O-methyltransferase activity.